AUGAUCUUUUCCAUCGCAACACGGCGAUCAGUCGCGACCCGGGUGCAGCUCAAGGCCUCCACCAGUUGGACUACCUAUGCGACCGUGGCCGGUGCCGCCAGUAUUGCCGCGGCGUGGUGGAUUCUGAGCAACAACGAGCCGAGCAAGACGCUCAGCGCACCGGACCUCGAUUCCGAUCCUGCUCAUGUCGGCACGCUGCGAGGACCGUCGCCCGAGGAAGUGACGGGCAUCUUGCACCAAGGCGCUUUCACCGUCCGCGUUGGUGCGGCCGUGCCGGGCGUGACACGCUACGACGGCAUCCAGCUGGCAUCCAACAGCCAAAGCGAGGAUUUUUACACACAUGGCACAUUCUCGCUGCCGCGGUCACAGACAAAGGGCCGCUGGGCGGCAUGGGCCGUGUUUGACGGCCACGCGGGCUGGCAGACGGCAGAGCUGCUCAGCCGGGCACUUGUACCGGCCGUGCGCGACAGCCUCAACGACGCAGCAGCCGCUCAAUCACGCACGUCCGUCUUUACGAACCAGGUUGUAGUGCAGCAGGCCAUCACCAAAGCUUUUGUCGACCUCGACAACCGCAUCAUCAAGACCGCCGCUGAGAUUGCCCAACUGCCCGACGACAGCAUCCAUGCCAGCCGGUCGCUGCGCUUUGCCGACAAGAUCCAGACCCUGAUGCCGGCGUGGGCGGGCUCGUGUGCCCUGCUGUCCCUGUACGACCCCGCAACGCGCAACCUACACGUAGCCUGCACCGGCGACUCGCGAGCUGUCCUCGGCCACCUGCAGGCGAGCAAAGACAAUGGAAAGGACAGGUGGGAGGCCGUUCCGCUGUCCGUGGACCAAGCCGGCACCAACCCGGACGAGGUCGCGCGUUUGAAUGCGGAGCAUCCCGGCGAGGAAGACACCCUGGUCAAGGACGGCCGCGUGCUCGGCAUCAUGGUCUCGCGCGCGUUUGGCGACUGCCGCUGGAAGUGGCCGGUGGCCCUGCAGGCAUCGCUGUACCAGCGGUACAUGGGCGCUGCGCCGCUGCGGCCGCCCAAGUACCAGGUCAAGACGCCGCCGUACCUGACGGCCGAGCCGGUGGUGACCACGACACGACUCGAGGCGGACGCGCCCUAUUUCAUGAUUCUGGCCUCGGACGGCCUGUGGGACCGACUGUCCAGCCAGCAGGCAGUUGACCUCGUCGCUGCGUGGCUUGCGGGGCCCGGUCCGGCCACAACACCGUCUAAGCGACCGGUGCGGCUCGGCCGGGCGUUUCACGCCAGCUACACGACGACCCGCGAUGGCAAUGCAGCCGUGCAUCUUGUGCGGAAUGCGCUCGGCGGCCGCGACGAGGCAUCCCUGGCGGCGCGCCUGGCAUACGGCCCGCCGUUCUCGCGCGUGGUCCGCGACGACAUUACGGUGCAGGUGGUGUUUUUCAACAUGGAUGGAAAAUCGCUCCCGAACGCAUGA
This is a messenger RNA of Sporothrix brasiliensis 5110, 1443 nucleotides long. RefSeq names its product pyruvate dehydrogenase. Gene Ontology annotation, molecular function: protein serine/threonine phosphatase activity. The record is from RefSeq and is a predicted model, not a curated record. The transcript has a single exon. Gene Ontology annotation, biological process: protein dephosphorylation. Bases 1 to 1443 code for a protein of 480 amino acids. Lineage: Eukaryota; Fungi; Ascomycota; Sordariomycetes; Ophiostomatales; Ophiostomataceae.